Messenger RNA from Labrus bergylta (ballan wrasse), 2624 nucleotides. RefSeq names its product arylsulfatase I. The record is from RefSeq and is a predicted model, not a curated record. Lineage: Eukaryota; Metazoa; Chordata; Actinopteri; Labriformes; Labridae.
UCUGUGCUUCUCCUGAUGGUUGAGGUGACCUUGCUUAAUGUCCUUGGCUGUUUGGGAAAACACAAGUCUACGAAUGACUGCGUUGGCACAGGGGAGGUGGAGGGCUCCACACCACCACAUCUUAUUUUUAUCAUGGUGGAUGACCAGGGUUACGGAGACAUUGGCUACCACGGCUCAGAUAUCCACACGCCUGUACUGGACCGACUGGCAGAAGAUGGGGUCAAACUUGAAAAUUAUUACGUCCAGCCAAUCUGCUCCCCCUCUCGCAGUCAACUAAUGACCGGGCGCUACCAAAUCCACACUGGACUCCAGCAUUCAAUCAUCCGAUCCCGUCAACCCCUCUGCCUGCCCCUGGAAAUUCCCACCCUACCAGAGCAUCUGGCUGAAGCUGGAUAUGCCACACACAUGGUGGGAAAAUGGCACCUGGGUUUCUGCAGGCCAAACUGCUUGCCCACAGGACGCGGCUUUCAUAGUUCUGGAACUCUUACUGGCAGUGGAGACCAUUAUUCCUAUCAGAGCUGCGACGGGGCUGAAGCUUGUGGAUUUGACCUGCACGAUGGAAACAGGCCUGCCUGGGAGAUGACAGGCAACUACUCCACUCUGCUCUACAUUGAGAGAGUGAAGCAGAUCCUGAGGAGCCACAACCCCCAGAAACCACUCUUCCUUUAUUUGUCCCUUCAGGCUGCCCAUACACCCUUGCAGGUACCAGACUAUUUUCUGCACCAAUAUGCUUCUCAGAGCAAUCGUCUCAGACGCCAUUAUGCAGCCAUGCUGAGCUGCCUGGAUGACGGGGUUGGACAAGUGGUCCAGGAACUUAAGACUAGUGGGCUGUACCAAAACUCAGUUCUGAUCUAUUCAUCUGAUAAUGGCGGUCAACCACUCUCUGGGGGGAGCAAUUGGCCCCUGAGAGGAGGUAAAGGCACCUACUGGGAAGGGGGCAUCAAGGCUGUAGGAUUUGUCCAUAGCCCCCUCCUGAAGAGGAAGGGGGUAGUCAGCAAAGCACUGAUCCAUGUUUCUGACUGGUUUCCAACAUUACUGGGGUUAGCUGGGGCCAUGAAGUCCAACGAUAGCCUGGAUGGUCACAAUGUGUGGAGAACCAUCAGUGAAGGCCUCGUCUCUCCAAGAACUGAAAUACUUUUAAACAUCGACCCAGUCUCCAGGAAGCCUGGGGAGCCUUAUGACAAGGCACUAUUCAACGGCUUCGGGAUCUGGGACACCGCCGUAAGGGCAGCGAUAAGGGCCGGGGACUGGAAACUAUUGACAGGGAAUGUGGGUGACGGGGACUGGAUCCCCCCACAGGCUCUUCCUGAUGGGCCAGACCGUUGGCAGCGACUUGAGAAACAACGAAAUGAGCCAGGGAAGUCAGUUUGGCUCUUCAAUAUCACUGCUGAUCCAUAUGAAAGAUCAGACCUGGCAGAAGCUCGUCCAGAGGUGGUGAAGCAUCUCCUGAUCAGACUGGCAAAGUACAACCAGACUGCUGUGACGGCCAGGAAUCCUCCAGAUGAUCCUAUGGCUGACCCAGAACUUCAUGGAGGGGUUUGGACCCCUUGGCUAGGCCUGGAGGGGCAGGAGGGAGGGAAUGGAGAAGAUGAUGGCAGAAAAGGAAAGAUAAUGAAGAUUAGGCACUGUAAACUAUGCAAAUUAAAAGCUCUCUUCAAGAAGGUGGGGUCACGCCUGCAGAGAAACACUCUCUUCUAAAUUAAUCAACAGUAUUUGGACUAAAAGGAUCAUUGAGACGUAAUUAAUCAUAUAAAUGGUGAUAGGACUCCAUUUGAGGCCUCUUGACCAUAUCAAGCAUAAAGGGAUAGAGAGAUGGAGACAAUGUCAGGAGAAAAGCUAGCAGUUCCGACAGACAAGAUAUACCCAGAAUCAAAUUCUAAUGAUCGGAAGAUAAACAGGCAGCCUGAAAACAAAGCAAACAGAACUCUGCGGAUGACUGAGCAAGCUGAGUCACUCACAGUCCUGUGGCCAAACUGCAGCAGGGUGACUUUGGGCUGUCGUUGGACUGCAUAUGGAACAAGUGUGUCAUUGUGUAUGUGUAGCUGUUUUCAUGAAUAGUAAAGAUAGAGUGCAUGAAUGUAGAAGCAAUGCCUAAAGAGAUGUGAAGAGGAAGAAAAGCAUAGAACAUGACUCGAUGUCUCAUCUCCUAAUCAUCCAAGAGGACCCUUAAAGGAUGACACAAAGACACCCACAGGGGAUGUUUUCUGUCAAAUGUCACCUUGUUCUCUUGUUAUUAGAGGUCAUAUAGAUUCUCUUCGACUCAUUAUGUGGAACACUGCUCUGUUUGAAAGACCAAUGACCAAAGCAUGAUGUCCAUUCCCAGCAGCUAUGACCAACUGACUAAAGCUCAGCUGUCCUUUCUGGACUUUUGAAUAUCACUGACCUUGUCUAUUAAGUUGUAAACCAUUCAAAUUAUCUAAGUAAAAUCAUAGGCGCAAAUCAAAGUCUUCACAAAAAGUCUCUGCAAAACUUCUCUGCAGUAAGUCAUGGCCCAAACUUAUUGAUAUAUUAAAAAAAGGUUGUUCUUUUCCUGCUCUGUAAUAUUUUACUUAUUUUUCGAACAAUUUUGAAGAUGUUUCCCAACACAUGCGUGAUAUUAUGUUGAAUGUAGCAAGACUAUUGAA